Molecule: messenger RNA, 3831 nt
Organism: Caenorhabditis remanei
Lineage: Eukaryota; Metazoa; Nematoda; Chromadorea; Rhabditida; Rhabditidae
Exons: 14
Coding region: 1-3831 (1276 amino acids)
Source: RefSeq, a predicted model, not a curated record
AUGCCCCGCAAAAGCUUAUCCUCCAAAGAGACUCCGCCAAUAGAAGACACUCAUGGAAGACCCCGACGGAGUGUACGCAAAAAUGUGCUCUACAAUAAUGCGGACUAUGAGUUGGGACAUAUGGAAACUGCCAACUCCUCAUCUUCAAAGAAAACAAAAGCGCCCGUGCUGGAUGUAGAGGAACCGAACCUGGAAAAAUUGAAACCAGACCAGAAACCCAAAGAAAUUCAUAUCACACGAGAUGAAGACAUGGACGUUGCAAUGGAAUUCGAAAUUCCACAUGAUAAUGAUGGUCCUCCAGUUCUUGGUUCCGAAUACGAUGGAGACAGUACAGUGGAGUACGGUGGAAUGGAUGAUGCAUCUGAUGACGAGGAGGCGCCGGAUUUGGAAAAGAAUCCAUUACCAAAACGAAGAGGUCGACCGAGACUACCAGAUGGACCCAAAAAUCGACGCAAGGUACAAGUGAACUUGACUACACACAUUCCCCGAGUACUUCCCCCUACAGUAACCCAUGCGACAAAUCGAAAUCAGCGAAUUGUGAAGGUGUUUCGGGAUGAGCUGGAAAUAACACCUGAAGGGGUUGCCUACGCAGUUGUGCUCGACGGUUGUUUGACGGAAUUUAUGAGAAAAGAAAAAAUAAUUGAGAUGUUGAUCAAUGUUGAUGAUUACGCUCAACAAUUCCAAACUAGCAAAGAACAAUGGUUUCUACCCAAACCUCCGCGUCUACCUCCGCUAACCACUGAAAAGAUGUGUGCCGUGUUCUACGUCGACGGACAAACAUGCAAAAACGCGAAGGACAUCUCGUUUGAUGAACUCCGCCCAUGGAGCUCUACAAAUGAUUGCAACAAAUCUUUCAAAAUCAAACCGAAUGUCCGGAGACAUCCGGUUGCUCGUCUCAAUGGGGAAUUGAGGAUUGUUAAACACGAGACACGUCUGGCGGAGUUUCAUUUGACAGAGUACACCGCUCGAUUGCCGAGAGAACAAAGAUUGAGAAAGAAGAUUUUCUACUUGACCCGAGACAACGCGAUUGUUGGAAAUGUCCUCAUCAUCUACGAUUACGUUCGUGAAGGAAUCGCCCCGGUUCCGAUCAGUCUUCCUCACGGAAAUAAUCGUCUACGAACAGCUGCAAUGGAUAAUGUAGAUAACGCAAUGGAACCAGAUACAGAGUCACCGUUCGAAGAAGACACUUACGAAGGAAUGCGCGGUGGUGUCUACCUGAAAUUGAGAGCUGGAAAAUUGGGUUGGGCACAUAACAAGGAGCUUCUGUUGGACUAUAUGUACAACAACCAAGACUUGUUCAAUCAAGUACGAAAUCUCAACCAAUCCCGUCCAGAUCUGCCGCCCCUUAUUGAAGAUGUCGGGGUAUUUGUCUACUUUGUAUCAUCUCAAUACGUUACCAAUCAGCUUCAUCAUGCGGCGGACGGAUUGUCACCGUGGACAACCGCAUCUCAAAACGAACGCGACGAUGUGUCAAGACCAUCUAGAGUUCGAUCAACAAAACGACCACUGUACUCUGAGUCGGAUGGAACUUUCACCUUGGUACGGGAUCAGAAAGAGACAACUGACACGACUCUGUUUGAGACAAUGACGACGUUGGCGAGAUGCAACAGAGUCAGAAAGAGGGUGCUGUACAUCCAACAAAACGCGUCUCGUCUUCUUGGAAAUGUUUGCUACAUUUAUGAGUUCUUGACCGUCGGACCUCUUCCGGAACUCAUUACAUCGCCAGAGAAUAAGCCCGGCCACUCAACCAGAUACCCAAAAAUGGAGGCGCACAUGAUUAGUAGACAGGCUUCAUAUGAAGAUGAACCGCAACUGAUUCAUCCCCCAAUUACUCAUAAAAAGGAGGCGUCGAUCAUGAUUAGUAGCCAAGAAUCAUAUGACGAACUUGUCGCUGACGAGGAUGACAUGAUAAUGUCAAAAGAUAUGAUGGAGUCCCAAGUGGAAGAACAACUACAGUAUCCUGACAUGCUGCAAAACGGCUAUGACGCAGAGUUCCAGGAGCAGGACGAUCCAAUCGACAAUUCAGAGAAACCAGAAGCGUACUACGAUCUGGUCCGUGAGUUGUCAACUGGUCAUGUAUAUUUGACUGUCCGCCAUAAGAAGAUGGUGACUUCUACGGAACAUGUCUUGGAAUGGAUCUGCAAUUCAAAUCAUGUUGAAGAGCGCGGAGUUCUCAACCAAACCAAGCCAACUCAUCCACCAAUAGUCACCAACGCACGUGCCUACGCUUUCUUCGUCGCCGGAACCGCUAUCGUCCCACAUGAUAUCACUAAAGACGAUUUCUCCCCAUGGUCUCACAGUGGUACUGAGGAGAAUCCGACGUGCUACCGUACCAAAGUCCGGAAGAUGGGAGUUAUUGUCGAUCCGGAUACUUCGAUAUUCAUGAUGAAAGACGGAGAUUACAAAGAUUGCCCAUUCCAUCUGGUCCACUUGUACUCUAUGAAUCCAAGGAACCCAAGAUUGAGAAAAAAGAUUUACUAUCUGAUGGAAACUGAAUCCAAAAUGGUGAUCAGUCACGCUCUGAUUCUCUACGACUAUAACUCUUCUGGAGACAUUGUGAAACUCAACGCUGGCUUGUACAAGCCCUUGCCAAAGAAGAUGUUGAGAAGUGCCGCGCAAUUCGAUGCUAAUGAUCCAACGGACGACAUUCUGGUUCAGGAAGCAGAUCGUGUGUCGCCAUUCAACUUGUCACCACAACAAACCGUUGAUGGUACUUAUUACCUUGAAAUUAUUGACACGGUAUUCUGGAAUGAUCGUAAUCGACAAAUUCAGUAUCUGGUUAAUGAGCCGAAUAUUGUAGCAAGCCUGGGAUGCCUCAACAACAAAGUGCCCAACCUCCCGCCGCCCAUUUCAACGAGAGGAAUGUUUGCGUUUUUCGUCAAUGGGGAAGAAGUAAACUGCCGUUUAUUGACAGCAGACAAACUUGCGCCAUGGUCUGAGAGCUCGAAUUUCAAUUCAAAUAUCACUACUACAAUGCGUCCAAAAACUGCAAAGACCCCACUAAAACUGAAUAAUCACGGCCAACUCCGCGUUCAACGGACGGUCAGUGAGCCUACUGGCUACCAACUCCACACCUACAUGGCGACACUACCUCGGUGUCCUCGUCUCCGAAAAAAAGUUGUCUAUGUCGAACGAAACGGACGACAGUGUGGACACGCGUUGAUCAUGUACAACUAUACGGAACAUGGAGACCCGCCACUACCGCUGUCCAGCAUUCAAGACUGGUAUAAUGAGCUCGAGGAGCCAAUCCGUGAAGAUAUCCAACAACUGUCGAAAUCGAUGACACCCGCUGAAGUGGUCAAGAAUAUUUUUGAGUUGCAUGGUGUCCAUAUCAACCCUGAGUGGAUUUACAACUUGAGACACCGGACACGACUUCAAGAUGUGAUGGAGCCUCAUGUUGAGGAAGUUUUGGUCGAGGAGGAUGAGAUGAUGGUGGAUGGAGAAAUUGUCAUUGAGCAGAGUGAAGUUAUAGAGGCUUCACCAAUUCCAACGCCAUCGCAUUUCCUUGAGAAACCAACGCUAGUCACUGGAUAUGUUCGUGGCAAUCAGAGAUACGAAGCAAUGUGGCGAAUCGCUCAGAAACAGUACAACGACACACACAUUGAUGACACGUUCGACAAGUUAUUCAGACUGCUCUACGAGAAGGAUGAGCAACGUCUUCUUCAUGUUAUCUCUCAACAAUUCAAUGUGAAUAUUAUUGCUGGAGACAUGAUAGAGGAGGAGCCAAUGAACUUUGAUGAUCAAAUGACGGGUCAUUUUCAAGAAGCGGAAUUCGUUCCCACGGGUGAUAUGAACGAACAACUCGAUGAUAACAGUAUCCCAUUUACUUGA